GGCGCCCCGACGUGACGCUCGCGCUUCCCAAGCCGUUGAUCCGGUCAAGUCGCGUGAGGAUUCGGUGACCUCGGCGGGGCUUCUGCACACGCAAGGUGAUCAGCUCAGCUGCGCGCGGAAGAUGAGGUCUUUCCUGAUGGGUCUGUGCGAAGUCGUGGUCCGGGUGCUGACUUGGCCGCUGUACGUGAUGAAGGCGGUGGGCUUGUACAAGCGGCUGUUCCCGCUGCUCGCCUACAACAUCACGUUCUCCUACAACGCCAAGAUGCACGAGGAGAAGAGGAACCUCUUCCGAAAUCUUUGGAAAUAUGCCAACACGGACGGCACGCUGCGUCUGCUCGAGAUCGGCUGCGGUUCCGGGGCAAACUUCAAGUUCUACCCGGAUGGCUGCACGGUCGUAUGCACCGACCCGAACCCGCACUUUAAGAAAUACCUGCAGAUGAGCAUGCACGGCAGCGACCAUUUAACCUACGAGAACUUCCUAGUUGCCCAGGGAGAGGACCUGGGACACAUCGGGGACGAGUCUGUUGACGUGGUGGUCUGCACGCUGGUCUUGUGUUCCGUCACCGACGUGCAGCGUGUGCUUUCGGAGGCGCGACGCAUCCUCAGGACGGGUGGUGGCUUCUACUUUAUGGAGCAUGUUGUGUCAGAGCCCUCCUCGUGGACGUUCUUCUUCCAGCACGUUCUCCAGCCCUUGUGGUACUUUCUUGGGGACGGAUGCGUGAUCACUAGAGCAACGUGGGAGGAUCUGGAGGCAGCUGGCUUCUCAGAACUUCACCUCAGACACAUCGAGGCUCCGCAGGUCCCCAUCACAAUCAGACCACACAUCGUGGGACAUGCCAUUAAGUGA
Lampris incognitus (smalleye Pacific opah) is the source of this 847-nucleotide messenger RNA. Its product is annotated as N6-adenosine-methyltransferase TMT1A-like. The transcript has 2 exons. The coding region runs from base 122 to 847 and encodes 241 amino acids. Gene Ontology annotation, molecular function: S-adenosylmethionine-dependent methyltransferase activity. The record is from RefSeq and is a predicted model, not a curated record. NCBI's taxonomy places the organism in Eukaryota, Metazoa, Chordata, Actinopteri, Lampriformes, Lampridae.